AUGGCGACCUCUCGGUCAAUGUCGCCCGGAGGGGCUCUCCUCCGGUCGUCGAGGAUGUUUUCCCUCCCGCCUCCUGUUCCCGCACAAGUCAACAAUAUUGUCAACUCGAGUGUGAACCGCUCCGACACGGCGACCUUGCCGUACCCGACCCUGCAGUCCAUCACCACGCCCUCGGCAGCACGCAGACAGGGCGAUUGGGGCUUCAAGCGUCCGUUUCCUCUCAAGUCGACCACCAAGUCUUCCACGCCGCUCAUCCGCGUCAAGCAAGUCGACACUAUCGAACAUGUGACCGACUUCGCGUCCGCCGCCGACCACACGCUGUCACUUGAAAAGUUCCAAGAGAUGAACAUCCCAGUUGUCAUGCCGCCUUUCUAUGACCCCGCAAACCCUUCAAGCCAGGUUCCAGAGAGCAUGCCAAGGAAGUCCGUCUUUGAGGAAUCCCACGACGUCACCGACAUCGCCCCCGACAAGAAGCACACCAUGAACGCCUACCGCUGGAAGUUCGACGGGCCAUGGCUGGCGGGCUUGUCGGAAGGAGAGUUCAACAAGUACCUCCGAGCCAAGGUCAAGCCCAGGCGGGCCGAGUUUCGCCAGUGGCUGAAGGGCAUCGUGGCCGAGGAGAUGAAUGAGCAGGCCAUCACGGACUCAAUCGAGAAGGGCGAUGGAGGUGAACACGUCAAGCUGACGGCGGCAGAAGUCACCGAUGAGCAGCUCACGCACAGGAUACGUGAGCUUCGUGCGGACCGUGUAGAGUUGUACAAACUCGUUGGGCGUUUCUUGGAUCUAGCGCCAAUUGCGCCUAAGACACCAAAGAUUCCCUCCUUUGAUGUCAUGAGGAUGAAUCUCCGCAAGCCUCCGCCCAUGAACCCUUACGCAGAGGCUGGCCCGCCUGUCACGCAUCCCUCCGCUGGUAUCUCUUACCUGCGCACCGGGUCUUUCGUAGAGAACCACCCGCUGUACGGCCCGCAGCAGUCGCGCAGGCACGUGGCUGGCAGGGUCCUGUUGAGCAGUUCUAACUUCGGCCCCGCCAAUAACAACAACUUCAACGUCACCAUCGGCCUGGGAGGCUUUGUCACCAAGCCUCCGACUGGAGACAACUUCUGGAACAAUAAGGCGGCGGGCAACAGGUUCGACCCGGCGCAAGUCGGUGGCGAUAAACAAUAUGUGGAGCCGCUCCUCGCCGUUGUUGAUUCCAGGGGCAACAUCAGGGUCACGGCAAAGGCUUCACAACCCGAAGGCGUGGUUGUCGCAAAACAGCUCGACGGAGCUGAAGUGGGUGAAAAGAACGCCCGGCCGGAGUCGUCUAUUGAGCCGGCCGAGAGUCGGAAGACUGGGAGGGAAGUUUACGGUGACUCGGGCUCAUAUGGUUUCAAGGCAUGA
Pyricularia grisea is the source of this 1380-nucleotide messenger RNA. RefSeq lists its product as uncharacterized. Gene Ontology annotation, biological process: mitochondrial translational initiation. The coding region runs from base 1 to 1380 and encodes 459 amino acids. Gene Ontology annotation, molecular function: structural constituent of ribosome. The record is from RefSeq and is a predicted model, not a curated record. NCBI's taxonomy places the organism in Eukaryota, Fungi, Ascomycota, Sordariomycetes, Magnaporthales, Pyriculariaceae. The transcript has a single exon. Gene Ontology annotation, cellular component: mitochondrial small ribosomal subunit.